Colletotrichum orchidophilum is the source of this 3351-nucleotide messenger RNA. Its product is annotated as SNF2 family domain-containing protein. The transcript is spliced from 2 exons. The coding region runs from base 1 to 3351 and encodes 1116 amino acids. Gene Ontology annotation, molecular function: ATP binding; ATP-dependent chromatin remodeler activity. Lineage: Eukaryota; Fungi; Ascomycota; Sordariomycetes; Glomerellales; Glomerellaceae. The record is from RefSeq and is a predicted model, not a curated record.
AUGGCGUCGCCAAAUGGGUCAAAUGGCCGAGCAAAUUACAUCAAAGCCCAACCGCAACCGUGGAAUGCUCAGGCGUUGCUGAACCCUCGGUCCUACGCCGCUUCGAACGCUGCCUCGAGGCGUAAUUCACCCAAACCUCAACCCUUGGCGAACCGAUCUACUCCAGGAAGUCAAAGCUCCGUCAAUAACGCUGUUGUUUUUCAGUUCGCGAGUCCGAACGACACGACUAGCGAGUCUCUGACACCUAGCAUGACCUCUGGCGCUUCCACUCCUGUUCACGACGGCGGCAUUUCACCAUACGGGAUGGCCAACAUGAUUGAGAGGAUGAACGAUGUCCAGGAUCGAGCUGCUGCGCCCCUGCCGAAGCGUCGAAAGUUUGACACACCCGAGUCUGAUGCCGAGAACAAGAAGAAGAUGGGACCCGCCGGUAGCGGAAUGCUUGGUGCGUAUGUGAAGGAAAAGCAGGACGAAGGCAAGAAGGAGAAUUCCAAGGUUUCUACACAGACUGUGGACUUGACCGAGGGCGACGACGAUGUGGUCAUGGUAGAGGACCCCGCAACCGAGGAAGUCUGCUAUGGCAUGCUCACCGGUCACCUUGACUGCCACAAGGUACCUUCCGCCAAACCGGGUACGCAGAGCAUCUUCGGGGCGGACUUCAUGCCACCAGUCAAGAUCGUUUUGAAGCGAAUCAUCGGCGACUCGACCAAGAAGAUCCAUGCAUACGACUACACGCGCGACAUUAUUGGAAAUGUGGACGUAAAUACAGCGAAUGCUCUCGUUCCCCUGCUGGAAUCCAACGUGCACCUCCGAACGGACUGCAAAAUCCCUGCGCGUAGAAAGCAAGCGGACGAGCAGCCGGGUCAUGCCAUAUCGAGAUCCUACCCUUUGGAAAUGACCCUGUACGGUCAAUACAGAUUUGUGAAGGCCGUGGGCAAGCACUUCGAGAGAUCCAAGAUCAUUCUGCGCCACCCCAAUCGAGUUGACAAAGGCGUCAGGUACGAGAACGUCCAUACAGAGACCAAGCCUACCGCAGCACCUGGUACCAGAAACCUGGCUGGGGCUCUCGCCCAAUACAACAAUCAUUCCUCGUCUACCUACUACACCAACCCCACUCCUCGUACGGUCGAGGAGAUAAGAUCAGACGUCAUGGGCGUCUUCGACUCGAUGGGAAAGACUGAUGAGCUUCCUGAAAUGGACCCAGCUCCGAUUGUCACGACGGAGUUGCUCAAGCAUCAAAAGCAAGGCCUUUACUUCAUGACAGCUAGAGAGAAAGAAUCAACGGCCGACGAACGAGUAAAGGGCUCCAUGUGGCAGCUUAAAAUCGGGCCCACUGGACAGAAGUUUUACUACAACGUCAUCACCGGGCACCAAGAGCGGACGCUUCCCUCAGACACUCAUGGCGGGUUGCUGGCCGACAUGAUGGGCUUGGGAAAGACCCUCAGCAUCCUUUCCCUCAUUGCCAGCUCUUUGGACCAAGCUCAGGAGUGGGCAGGUCGCACGCCAGUCCAACCCGAGAUGCCACCCCAGAAGGCUGGGGGGAAAGCAACGGCUUCGAGCUCCCUGCCGCUGACAAGCAUUGCCAGUAACGCAAGGGCUACAUUGCUUGUUUGUCCAUUGAGUACAGUCACGAAUUGGGAGGAGCAGAUCAAGCAACACAUUGCGCCGGGGGAGAUAAGCUACUAUAUCUAUCAUGGUUCGAAUAGAAUCAAAGAUGUCGAGAAGCUGGCUGACUUUGAUUUGGUCAUCACCACCUAUGGCUCUGUCUCUAGUGAGCUAGGCGCUCGCAGCAAGCGAAAGUCUGGUAAAUAUCCCCUGGAGGAAAUUGGUUGGUUCCGAAUCGUGCUAGAUGAGGCGCACAUGAUCCGCGAAGUCGCAACUCUCCAGUUCAAAGCCAUUGUCCGUCUCCAGGCCGCUCGUCGUUGGGCUGUGACUGGCACACCCGUCCAAAAUCGACUCGAGGACUUGGCCGCUCUCCUUCAGUUUGUCCGGCUGAAGCCAUUUGACGACCGCAACAAAUUCAACCGGUUCAUCGUGGACCCCUUCAAAGCUUGUGAUACGGAGAUUGUUCCGAAACUCCGCGUGCUUGUGGACAGUGUCACACUCCGGCGGUUGAAGGACAAGAUCAAUCUUCCCCCACGAAGCGACCAUAUCGUCAAGCUCGACUUUACAGCCGAGGAGCGCGAGGUUUACAAUCUCUUUGAGAAGAACGCUCAAGAUCGUGUCAAGGUGCUUGCCGGCAACGGCGUACAGAGAGCAUUGGGCGGACACUCUUACAUCCACAUCCUUCGAUCCAUUCUCCGGCUUCGACUACUCUGUGCACACGGCAAGGACCUCUUGAAUCAGGAAGAUUUAGAGGCCUUGCAGGGCAUGACAGCUGACAUGGCUAUUGACCUUGACAGCGACGAUGAGGAUAAGAAGCCCGGCUUGUCGGAUCGGAAAGCGUACGAGAUGUUUGAGCUUAUGCAGGAAACGAACACGGAUGGUUGCAGCGCCUGCUCGAAGAAAUUAGGAUCCAACGACGACGCUAAUAUCGAGUCCGAGGGGCAGGAGGACAUUCUUGGGUACAUGACGCCCUGCUUCCACAUCAUCUGCGGUUCCUGCAUUAAGGGUGUCAAGGAACAAGCUAGACAACUCCUCACACCAGGCCAGACCAUGGGACCUUGCCCUAUCUGUUCCGCCGUGAUCAAGCCUGCCUACGUUGACAUUCGUCGAUCUCGACUGAAAGUGGAGCACGAGGGUCCUGCGAAGGACAAGACUGCAGCGAACGGCCGCAAGAGCUUUGGAAAGUACACGGGUCCUCACACCAAGACGAGGGCCUUGGUCGAGGAUCUCUUGAAGUCGAAGGAUGAGAGCGAUACGAACCCCGACGAGCCACCGUAUAAAUCGGUGGUGUUUUCCACGUGGACUUCGCACCUCGACUUGAUACAAGUCGCUCUCGACAAUGUCGGUGUGAAGUACGUUAGACUGGAUGGCAGCAUGACGCGCAUUGCGAGAACCCAAGCGAUGGACAGUUUCCGGGAUGACAAUUCAGUACACGUCAUCCUGGUGUCAAUCACAGCAGGUGGGCUCGGCCUGAACCUGACUGCAGGUAGCAACGUCUACGUAAUGGAGCCUCAGUACAACCCCGCGGCCGAGGCCCAAGCCGUAGACCGUGUUCAUCGUCUUGGCCAGAAGCGACCGGUUCGAACGGUGCGCUAUAUCAUGCGCAACAGUUUCGAGGAGAAGAUGCUCGAGCUGCAGGAGAAGAAGAACAAGCUGGCAAGUCUCAGCAUGGACAGAAAGGACAGGGUUUUCGACAAGAGCGAAGCGGCCCGGCAGAGACUGCUUGAUCUGCGAAGCCUAUUUAAAUGA